Oppia nitens is the source of this 3027-nucleotide messenger RNA. RefSeq names its product kinesin-like protein KIF18A. The transcript is spliced from 3 exons. The record is from RefSeq and is a predicted model, not a curated record. Bases 312 to 2909 code for a protein of 865 amino acids. Lineage: Eukaryota; Metazoa; Arthropoda; Arachnida; Sarcoptiformes; Oppiidae. Gene Ontology annotation, biological process: microtubule-based movement. Gene Ontology annotation, molecular function: microtubule binding; microtubule motor activity; ATP binding.
CAACCAAUCAUUGGUCGAUAAAUUGCUCUACACAUACACUAUCAUGUGAUAUAUCACUCAACCAAUAGUAUGGAAGCAAACAAAAAGUUUAAAAUUAAAGUUUCAUUCGAAAUAGUCGUUGAAAUCCGGGAAUCGACUCAUUGUUUGCAUUGAAACUAACGAUUCAAUCAUUUUAUAGUUUUAUAUUUCAAUCACUUAUUUGUCAUAAGUUUUAUACAAUUAAGUCAACAAUUAGUCAUUACAUUGACUGCUAUAUCAUGUGAUUAUUUAACCGAUAAAUUAUAAUACAAUUGUUGUCGCAUUCAAUAUUAAUGUCGUCGAGUAUGAAGAGAUCGUCUCACGAGACAUAUGAGUCGAGUCCGGCCAAACAGCGGUGCACUGCAACCGGUGGCCACACUUCGGCUGAUACGUCGAACCGAAUGCGCGUAUAUGUGAGGGUUAGACCACUGAAUGACGCCGAGACCGACAAUGGAUUGAAAAAGUCAAUUGACGUAAUCGACACACAAUUACUGGUCUUUGAUCCCAUAGAAUUGGACAACAGUCUCAAUACCGAAGACCAGUACGAAUACCGCGGAAAGACAUAUCGGGCUAUCGGUCGCAGACCUAAUAGAAACUUGCAGUUUGUCUUCGACCGAGUUUUUGAUGAGAAUAUUGAUAAUAUCAAAGUAUUUGAACAAACGACUAAACAUUUUGUCGAUUCUCUUCUCAAUGGAUAUAACUGUGCGGUCUUUGCUUACGGCGCCACCGGAUCUGGAAAGACGCACACAAUGUUGGGAUCAGCUGAUGAUCCGGGAGUUAUAUUCUUCACAACAAUGGAAUUGUUCCGGAAGUUAGAAGAAAAGUCUGACGAAGAGAAAUUAGAACUAAGUAUUUCUUAUUUCGAGAUUUAUAAUGAAGUUGUGUUUGAUUUAUUGGACCCGACGUCUGGCAAAGCAUUGGCCGUACGAGAAGAUAACAGACGCGGAAUAGUUGUGAGUGGUUUGUCAAUACAUCAGCCAAAAGAUGCGAACCAUUUACUAGAAAUGUUGGAAUACGGGAAUAGAAACCGAACCCAACAUCCGACCGAUGCUAACGCAGAGUCCUCGCGAUCGCACGCAGUCUUCCAGAUAUCACUGAAAAAACAGGAGUACUCGUCGUCUCAAGAAAUGUCUAUUCAAGUAUCGAAAAUGUCAUUAAUUGAUUUGGCCGGCAGUGAGAGGGCUACCACUGCUUAUAAAACUAAUAGAAGUAAAGGACUGCAGAGAGAGGGCGGAAAUAUUAACAAAUCAUUGUUAGCUUUGGGUAAUUGUAUUACAGCAUUGGCCGCAACUGAUCCAAGAAAGAAACAAACUUAUAUACCAUAUCGUGGAUCAAAAUUGACAUUAUUAUUAAGAGAUUCAUUGGGUGGCAAUUGUCAGACAACAAUGAUAGCAACCGUUAGUCCUUCGAGAUGUCAUUUUGAAGAAACUCAUAACACACUCGUAUACGCCGAUAGAGCCAAAGGUAUUCAAUUGAGCCUAAAGAAGAACAACAUUUCUGUUGGUCUUCAACCAAGAAAUUAUAACAAUAUAAUGGAAACUCAAAAUCGUAAGAUAACUGAUUUGACCGAACAAUUGGAUCAAUUGAGAAGUGAAUGUGAAAGACUUCGUUCAACUAUUAAUUCGGUUCCGAGGGAUGUCAUCAAUGCUAAGAAUGAUUCAAAUAAACUCUUGAAUUCCGUCAAGAAUUCAUUGGACUUAUUGUUUGAGGAGAGGUUUGAAUUAAGACAAAAACUUAUGGAAAGUGAAUCAAAUUUAAAGAAAAUYGAUUUAAGACUUCUUUUUCGAAAGUAUGAUAUGGAAAGAUAUAAAACAAUGGCCAACGAUGACUAUGAGAUGAGCUCAAUGGCUAAAUCAGAUCCAUUACAAUCACUGUAUAAUCAGAAACUUCAUUAUUCUGAUCAAAAAUGCACUCUCGAAGCCAAAGUAGAAGAAAAUGAAAGCAAGAUUAGGAAAAUUGAGAGCGAAUUAUUAGAAAAGACUGGAUCUGAUGAUUGGCUAAUCAAUCGAUUUUUUACCGAUGAGAACAUUAAGGCUGAGUUCAAAGAUAAAGCAUUUGCUGAAAAACAUUCGCUCGAAAUUGCAAAAGAGAUAUUCAGUCGAUUAGAUACUAAUGAAGAACUUAUGAUGGAUUCGGUUAAAUUGAAUCGUAAAGCUUAUCAAUGUCUCGAUGGUAUGGGACGUCUUAGCGAAGAACUAGAAACCGCUUUUAUAUCACUUUUACGUAGAGUUGAGGGAAAGAAAAAUGUCGUUUGGAAAGACGAUAUCUCUUCGCCAACCAUUUCAAAACGCAAAGAAGUGGCGUCACUGUUCUCAUUGCCGACUUAUUUAGCACUGAAUAAUACACCACAACUAAACACAUCACGAGCUUUGGUUUCCGUUCAUCACAUAACUCCCAACAAUGCAAAUAUGACUCCUGAAAGAGGUUUACCAUUAAUGCAGAAAAAUGUGAAUUUACCCAAACUAUCGCUUACAUCGACGGUAACAAAGACAUCGAAAGUGGCAGUGGUUUCGGCGAGUAAACGAAAUAUAGACGACGAGAACAAUGCUUUAAAUGAUACGUUCACUAUAGGCGCCGGUCGGUCGUCACCUAAGACUCAAAACACAAUUCGUGAUAAUAAUGACUAUCGAAUGAAAAGUCCAAUAAAUAACUAUAGAAAUGGUAACAAAAAUUUCUAUCAAUAUAGAGAUGAAAACAAAAGCAGUGGUCGAUCGCCGUACUCGAGUAGAUCUCCUUAUCAACAAAACAACAAUCGAUACAACAAUCAAUGGAAUCGUAAUCCCAACUAUAACUCAUACGGUAAUAAUGGUUACAAUGGUUCGGGUCGUAAAUAUAAUAAUAAUCGACAAAAUGAAUCCAAAUCUCCAUAUUAUCCGCGCUUUAGAUUCUAAUGACUGAAUAACUGGUUGAGGACUUUGCCUUCUCUUCUAAAUAUUUAAAUCUUUUUAAUAAUUAUUUGAUUUUUCAUUAUUUUUCACUUUUUAAAUUGUAAUAUAUAGUCAAUAUUUU